Molecule: messenger RNA, 1062 nt
Organism: Trichophyton rubrum CBS 118892
Lineage: Eukaryota; Fungi; Ascomycota; Eurotiomycetes; Onygenales; Arthrodermataceae
Exons: 2
Coding region: 1-1062 (353 amino acids)
Source: RefSeq, a predicted model, not a curated record
AUGGCUACUCCUGCACAAUGCUAUUUUUGCUUCGAAACGCUAGCAGCCUCUUUUGAUGGCGGUAAACCUCCAAAGCUCUCUGUAGUAGAAGAGUUAUGGACAGAUUUUGAAACUGCAAAGGCUCUUACUUUACGUGCAGCAGACAAUGAAGACUUGGAAGUGGGAGCUUCUGUUGAACCUCCUGUAGACACUAGUGGUCAAGAGCCGCAGGAUGAUAUGGACAAAGAACAACCAUUCUCGAGCACCUUACAGCCACCUAGUAUUCGCCGUCUUCAAAGCGCGGCUUCGUCGGGUUCCUCCAGUGUAUCGACCUCAACACCACCAGCACUGUCUACCAGUUCUUCUCGCUCCGCACUGACGAGCAAUACUUCUAUAUCUACUAGCCCUAGCCCUAAUACUUCAUCUAUCUUUUCUCCGCUCAAACCGAGUUACAGCGAGACCCUUCGGAGUACCCCUCCAGAUGCAUCAUACCCACUCUUUGUGACUUGGAACACAGUCUCCAGGAGUGGUUACAAGUCCCUCCGAGGCUGUAUUGGCACUUUUGAUGCCCAGGAGCUUAGCUCUGGUCUGAAAUCAUAUGCGUUGACAUCGGCAUUUGGAGACACUAGAUUUUCCCCGAUACCAUUACAGCUUCUUCCCUCACUUUCCUGCUCCCUUACUCUUCUCUCAAACUUUGAGACUUGUUCUCAUGCGCUUGACUGGGAGCUAGGGACGCAUGGGAUCCGCAUAUCGUUUGUUCACAGAGGCAGACGAUAUGGAGCCACCUAUCUUCCAGACGUUGCUGUCGACCAGGGGUGGACGAAGGAAGAGACCGUUGAGAGCCUAAUGAGAAAGGCUGGCUGGGAAGGAGCCUCGAGUGCUGGUAGUGUCACUCGUCGGUUCCUCCGGUCCGGGAGCUCGAGCGGUGGGAACCCAGACAGGCCCUGGGAAGCCAUGUCUGAAUUCAAGACUGUCAGAUACCAGGGUCUUAGAGCCAGUGCAUCAUAUUCCGAAUGGCAAGAGUGGAGAAAGUGGGUUGAAUCUUCUCCUGAACAUUUAGCUACCUUAGAGGCGUCACGUUAG